CACGUACAAACCCUGAGGCUGAAGGCUAAAGAAUCGAGCACCUUCUGUAUGUUAUCAUGCACAUCAUUUAAUAUGGAUUUCUUCUUUGGACUAAUUCAGGGUUCUGCAUAUAAGAGCUGUGGCUCAUGGAUCAACUUCACCUUUAUUUGCUCAAUGCUGGGCAUGUGGACUAGUGUAGAGUGCUGGUCUUAUUUCUACUCAAACAACACAAUGACUUGGAAAAAUGCACGAAGCUGGUGUCAGGAGCACUACACAGAUAUGGUGGCAAUCCAGAACCAGGAGGAGAUCAAACAUCUCGACAACUGGCUGCCCAAGAAAGACGGCUACUACUGGAUUGGGAUCCGUAAGAUCAAUAAUGUCUGGACCUGGGUAGGAACCAACAAGCUUCUGACAGAAGAAGCAACCAACUGGGCAGAAGGAGAACCUAAUAAUGGUGACAGUAAAAUAAGUGAGGACUGUGUUGAGAUGUACAUUAAAAGGGAUCAGCAGCGAGGCAAGUGGAAUGAUGAGAGAUGUGAGAAAUUAAAGACUUCUCUGUGCUACACAGCGGCUUGUAAGAAUGACUCCUGUCUCCAUGGAGAGUGUGUCGAAACCAUCAACAGCCACAAAUGUGAUUGCUUUGAAGGGUUUUAUGGAGACAAGUGUGGCCAAGUUGUGCAAUGUAGCAAAGAUGAGGUGAUCAUCCCAGAUAAUGGAUAUGUAAAUUGCUCUCACAAGCAUGGCAAUUUCUCCUAUGACUCCUUGUGCCAGUAUUCCUGUAAGGAAGGAUACAAGCUGAGUAUGCAGAGACCUCUGAGGUGCACUUUCUCUGGAAAAUGGUCAGAAAAGCCCCCUACAUGUGAAUUGGUUCAGUGUGACAGGCUGUCUGAGCCUGCAAAUGGAUCCCUGAAGUGCUCUGAUCCUCUUGGCGCGCUCAGCUACCAGUCCACCUGUGUUGUUACCUGUGAUGAAGGCUAUGAACUGUCUGGUUCUCUGUCUCUGCAAUGUGAAGCAUCAGGACAUUGGAGCGCAUCCCAGCCAUUGUGUGUUGCUAUCCAGUGCCCUGCUCUGUACAAUUUGGAAAAUGGCUUUGUCAGCUGUGGAGAAGACACAGAUAUGAGGUUCAGCUACAAAAACACCUGCAGCUUCAGUUGUGCCCAAGGUUACCGCAUGGUGGGACCCAGCAGGGCGACAUGCACAUCAGCAGCUACAUGGAGUCAGCAGAUGCCUCACUGUGAAGCCAUCAUUUGUCAGAAUCCAGAGAGAGGAGCUCCCCUCAUCACACAGUGCAGCGAAUCUUUGACUGAACUGCGACCAAACUCCACCUGCAGCUUCAGCUGUGAAGAAGGCUUUGAACUGCAGGGAGCAAACACCAUUCAGUGUUCUGAGGAUGGACAGUGGAAUAAAGACAUACCUACCUGCAAAGCAAAAGGAUGUCCUGCUCCAGAAGUUCCAACAAAUGGUCAGAUAAACUGCAGCCCCUCUCUGUCUUCAUUUGUUACUCCUGAGACACCACAUCCACUUGGUGUGGUUUGCAAUUUUACAUGUGAUGAAGGACAUGAGCUGCGAGGUGCACUCAGCAUGGAGUGUACAAAUCCAGGCCAAUGGACCUCCAGACUACCAACCUGCACAGUUGUGAGAUGUCCCUUGCUUGAGACUCCUGAAAACGGUUACAUCAACUGCUCAAGCAGUGAGUCAGUUUACAACUCUCAGUGCUCCUUCACAUGUGACCAAGGCUACACAUUAGAAGGACAUGAGCUGCUGAUCUGUGAUCAUCACGGCAACUGGACCAGAGACAAACCCACCUGUCAAGCCAUCAUUUGUCAGAAUCCAGAGAGAGGAGCUCCCCUCAUCACACAGUGCAGCGAAUCUUUGACUGAACUGCGACCAAACUCCACCUGCAGCUUCAGCUGUGAAGAAGGCUUUGAACUGCAGGGAGCAAACACCAUUCAGUGUUCUGAGGAUGGACAGUGGACUAAAGACAUACCUACCUGCAAAGCAAAAGGAUGUCCUGCUCCAGAAGUUCCAACAAAUGGUCAGAUAAACUGCAGCCCCUCUCUGUCUUCAUUUGUUACUCCUGAGACACCACAUCCACUUGGUGUGGUUUGCAAUUUUACAUGUGAUGAAGGACAUGAGCUGCAAGGUGCACUCAGCAUGGAGUGUACAAAUCCAGGCCACUGGACCUCCAGACCACCAACCUGCACAGUUGUGAGAUGCCCCUUGCUUGAGGCUCCUGAAAAUGGUCACGUCAACUGUUCAGGCACUGAGUCAGUUUACAACUCUCAGUGCUCCUUCACAUGUGACCAAGGCUACACAUUAGAAGGACAUGAGCUGCUGAUCUGUGAUCAUCAUGGUAAUUGGACUGGAGACAAACCCACCUGUCAAGCUCCCUCUCCAGUUACUGUAAUUAGCACUAGUGUGGCAACAGGCAGCACUGCGUUGUUAUCUGGUGUGUCUCUGGCUAUGUGGAUCUCGAAAAAACUGAAGAAGAAAACAACCAAGUUUGAGCAGCAACUCUGACUUAGAGUCUUCCCACAGACCUACCAAAAAAAAAAAACUGCAUUGAGAGCCUAAUACAGGAGACACUUCUAUUCUUA
Messenger RNA from Archocentrus centrarchus (flier cichlid), 2576 nucleotides. Its product is annotated as E-selectin-like. Bases 49 to 2499 code for a protein of 816 amino acids. Gene Ontology annotation, biological process: cell adhesion. The record is from RefSeq and is a predicted model, not a curated record. The transcript has 15 exons. Lineage: Eukaryota; Metazoa; Chordata; Actinopteri; Cichliformes; Cichlidae. Gene Ontology annotation, cellular component: membrane.